AUGGACUGGGAAGCCAACCUGGCCGCUAUCAUCAAGUGCACAGAUGCCAAUCUUGCCCAGCGAUUUCGCGAAUUUGAAGAUAGCACAGAUGAGUAUGCAAGAGUCGACGAGGCUCCAGCGAUUCAAUUUUCUGGUAGCAACAAUGUUGGAGCGAAUCAUAUGCGCGAGACCAUAGCAAAUGAAUAUCGCCAGCGUCGUCAACAAGAUAGACAACAGUCUUGUCAGCAAAUACCGUCGACAUCGCGUGCUUUUGCAGCAUUUAAGGGGGCGAAAACACCGGUGACGACCUUCUCGCAACAUUUUCAUCAGCGGCAAGAUCAAAAACGAAAUUCAGCAACGGUUGGGAGAGCUAAAGACAAUCAACAAACAAAUCCGCGUGGUAGUGAAGACGGACAUGUCACUGAUGAAGACUAUGUGCAAGAUUAUCACGUAAACUCACAUGAUGCUACAAUGCGAGACGCCUUUAGGGGGCCAUUUCAGCAGCAAAUGUUUUUAUCGCCGUCGUACAACAUCGCGCAGGUGAUGGAGCAGGUACGAUUGAGUCUAAAAUUGGAAAUUGAUGCACGCGCUGUGAUUGCGGAGCGCCAGCUAAGCCAAUUGUCGCAGCUGUGUAAAGCCACGUCGGAGGAACUUGACCAAUUACGGGUUGAGGUCUGCGCAAACGACCGUCAGCUUCAUACGUUGGACCAAGUGCAGUCAAAAAUUCGACAAGAGCUUACGACACAGAAGGAUAUUGGUUUUCAUUUGCAAUCGAUGUGCGGUAAGGAUGAAUCGUGGCGUAUGCAAGCUGAGAAUCAACUGCUAGAGUUACGUCAAACUGUGGCUGCUUUAAGAGAACAGGGAAAUUCAACACAAGCAGUAGCACAGGAAAAGCUGUCGAGGUCUGAGCUAUUGGUGCAAUUUAACUCUGCCUUUGAGCCAUUAAAAGCACACCUUCAGGCGAAUCUGCAGCACCAGGCGCAGCAGAUUGCUGACAUAACGCACACAACGAGUUCGUCGAGUUUGUUGCUAGACAGGGUCACACAGAAAAUCAAUCGACGUAUCACAGAUGAAUUGAAUGAACUGCGCAGCGAUAUAAGCGCGCUUAAGCACCACGUUGCCAAGGUGGAAAUACAUCAAGAUUGUGGACGGCAACUGUCGAAGACGAAGUCUAAACCUAAAGAGAAGGAUGGACAACAGGAACAGGAUAGAAUAAUAAAAGAGUUACGCGAAGAACUUCAGACUGAGCUGUUUGCGCUUGUAAAAGAUUACGUGGAUGCUCAAACGAAACCGCUUCGUUAUCUUGUCGACGCAAGUAGCCUACAAUUUGUCGAAAAGACUGAGAUGGUGACUAUGCGGGAUACACUUGAUGAGACGUGUCGAACUCGUUGCGCAGCCACCACAACGCAACUUGAGAGUAUAAUUGUGGCUGCUCAAGACCGAUUGCAAGGUGAAUGUAUUGCAAAGGUCAAAGAUUCUUCAGAUCGAUUAGAAAAGUCAUUGCAGCAAACAGCUAAUAGUAUGUCGAGUGCUUUCGAUGGCCGAGUCAAAUCCUGGCAAAAUAAAUGGCUUGAUUUUGUUAAGUCUUUGAAUGAGCAAAAAGAGAGAAUUGAUGAGCUCCACGAAUCCUUACGUAAAAGUCGUCAUCGGAUGAUGGAUCAACUUAAUGCGUUGGAACAUCAAAACCAGAAAAAAUGUCAACAACUAGAUAGCGACAUUGAGACACGUUUAAAGGAUUCUAAAAAUCACGCUAAAAGUUUAGUCGCAGAUAGUUUGAUUACUAUUCAAGCAUCCUUGACUAGCCUGAAAAGCUUCAUACACGCUGAAGAAUACAAUAUUAUGGUAGAAUUGGAGCAAAAAUUGAAGCGUUCUGAAGGAAAGCUUUCAAGAAUAGAUCUAGCAAUUGCUGCUUUGUCUAAUCGGACUACAAGUUUAGGGAGCUCUUCCUCCGCGUCCACUAUAGAUACAAGUAUUCGCGAUGUUACAUUGGCUUUACAAAAGCAGACGAGUGUUCAUAUAGCAGCAAUGGAUAAUUUGUUUCAGAAAAUGCAGCAACAGUUCCAACAGCAAUGCCAGUCACAUGUUCAAAUGACAACAAUGCCAUCUCAAUAUCAAGGAUUUUGGCCAAUUUAUCCCUACACGGCCACCCCAGCUUUAACAGCUCCAGCUCCUCAUAUACCAACCACAACUGAUCAGCCAGGUACGUUAGAUGUGGUAACCAGACAACCAACAGCGCCGACGCCAACCGCGCCAAAAACCGAAUCGGCAACUUGUUUGACGCCAGGUUCCGAUUCUUUAAAUGGAGAUAAUUCAAUCAAAGUUGACAUUGACGGAAAGACAGUAAACGCACCAGCUAUUGAUGCCAAUUGCGUGCAUAAUAAACAAUUGCUCAAGCUCACAGAGCUUUCAGGCUCGGUAUCAGAUCUUCCGACCGAUUUGAAAUCCAUGGUAGGCAUGACACGACAAACGAUAGCGCUAUCCGACCAAAUCAAAGAGCAGGACUUCGAGCAAGCUUCAAGGGAAGAAGCUAAAUCGAAGAAGCGAGAGUGUACACUUGCAGCAACGGCAAAGGGUGCCCAGGCAGAAGCUGAACUUGCAAAAGCUCGUGUUGAAGGCCGGCGAAAGCAAGUGCAGGAUGUCAAACAGCGGCAGUCUCCAUUGUCAAGUCACACGCAGCCGACACUAUCUCGUUCAGUGUCUUCCUCUGCGGUUGGUGCUACAGUAGCGUCUAAAACUGAAUUAAGAAUAAGAGGCCCAGUUAGUGUUCCCAGCACUCCGAUGGCAGGAGAUUAUACCCAACUACCUGUCUCGCCGCCGUCACUAACACAAAAGAAAGCUGAUAAAAUUGAGGCGACUUUAAGCUUAUCAAAGUUAAGUGUCAGUAGCAUUGGUAGCUAUUCAGAGCCACCUCGGACGAUUUCGCGCACCAACAGUGCACUUUCACAUGCUCACAAGUACAACGUCGAAUCUGCAAAUUCACCAGCUCUGGAUGACAUGCCAAAAAAAUUGCCUCUUUCAUCGUCUCAGUCGAAUGACGUACCCCAAAAUAUCACGCAGGAUGUGAGACUCUCGAUUCCCGCAUCUAUAUCAUCAAACGAGGUCACACUCGCACUUGCCCAAUCUCCAAUCGCCAAAAUUUUUGGAAGAUCAUCCAUAUUGGAAGCACGUCGGAUUCGUGAUGAUGACAUCUCUUCAGAUCAAGUAGUUUCGGAUGCAGUAACUAAACAAGCGCCAAGUGAUGAAGACAACGUAUCAGUAAAUGCUUCAGUGGGUGCUAACCAGUUAUCAGCACCAAUGGAAUACCCUUACGACACACAUUUCUCAUGUGAGCUGUGCCGUUUACCUGUCCGCUCGGAUCUCAAGUUUGUACAUGAGGAAUCGCAAUGCCCCAACCGCGUGGUACACUGUAAGUUCUGCAUGCAGCAAGUGCAAUUUGUCAAUGUUACGAGGCACGAGCGUGAGUGCAAUACCACAAAUCGAGUAACAUUAAGCGAAACGGAAGCAGAAUCAAACCCUGACAGAGAUAUAGAAUUUGAGAAAUCAAGCAAGCAAUGUCGUCAUUGUGCAGCGAGAAUUCCGGGACUCUUAUUACUUGAGCACGAAACCAAUUGUGACAAGGUGAUGAAACAAUGCCCGCACUGUCUUCGUCGUCAAAAGAUGUCAGAGCUUGCGAACCAUGUUGAAAAUUGUGACUGUAGAUUGGUUUCAUGUCCGAAUGGAUGCGGCGGCAAAUUCUUACAGCGUGGAGUCCCGACUCACUUGGCUACACGCUGUCCCAAAACACCUUCAACUAUAGCGGCUACCGCUGCAUCUUCAGCAUCACGACCAGCGUGUCCUGAAGCAAUAAAGACGACUGCUUCUCUAAUGACUCCUUCAGAAAUCGAUCUUACCGAAAAGGUGAAGUGCAAGUUUUGUGAUGACGAAAUUGAAGCAAGCAAGAUUGAAGAUCAUGAGCAGAAUUGUGAUUGGAAACCUAAGCGGUGUUUUUACUGCAAUAUGGUUGUCAUUUCUCGAGACUUGCUACGCCACGAGACAUCGUGCAAAAGUAAUGUGAAAUCAUGUGCGUAUUGCAACAAAAAGAUGCCCCAAUCAGCCUUGAUUAAUCACGCUAGUCGCUGCUCAAAACGUCCGAUUAAAUGCAUUCGAUGCUGCAAGCUCAUCCCUUCCGACACAAUUGUAGCUCAUUCCACUAAUUGCAAGGUCGAGCUGGAUGCAACUUUGGCAGCGAGUAAUUUGUUGUCAGGCCAGCUUUCAAAUACGACUUCAAAUGCUUCUACCAGGAUCCCUCCUCCUCCCCCAUUCCCCCCUCCGCCUGAUGUGUCAAGAACUUUGUCGACACCAACUCCUCAAGAUGCUUCUGAAUCUCGGCUGUCUUUGAAUGCCUCGAUUGAUGUCGGAAAGGCAACAGACGAAAAUCAUUUCGAUCGAAUGGCCCGACGACAAUUUGCCUUCUCAAAGCUCACGAACUCAGGAUCGAUUCCCACUGGGAUGCAGGUCAAAAGCAUAUAUAACCAAGCAAGUGCAUCCAGCGCGAUGCCGGCCGGCCUUGAUCGCACCAAACCAGUCAUUCGAUCCAAUCACCAAUAUGAUAAAAUCGAGGACGACAAAGAAGACUAUGACGCUGACAAAGGCCAUUUGACACUUGCUCAAGUUGUAAAAGAUUGGACCGUUGAGAAUGUGUGUCUCUGGCUUCACGAAGACGUUGGGGUUUCGGACGCCGUGCGCACGUUUCAAAAUAAGCAGUGUGACGGUGAAAAGCUUUUGCGGCUAACAGAAAAUGACUUGGUCAACGACUUUAAGAUAAAUGAUCGAUUGUUGCUGGAUCGAAUAUUAAGUGCUAUAGAAGUAAUCAAUACGAGUAAUGCAUUUCUCGAUGAGGAUGAGGAAGAGGACGAGGAAGAGGAUGAGAAUGAGGAAGAUGAAGAUGAAGAUGAAGAUGGAAGUGAGGUAUACCAUGGUGAUGUAACGACACACAUGCAGGUGUCAACCAGAAAAGCUUUUUCUCACCCGCGAGACAUCCUGCAGCGACCUUUUUCCGAUAACAAUUUGCCAUCCUCCAAAGACAUGUUUCGUCGAAUUAGCAACGCGCUGGGUAGCUCCAGCCAAAGUAAUGCUCGAUAG
Plasmopara halstedii is the source of this 5100-nucleotide messenger RNA. RefSeq lists its product as hypothetical. Gene Ontology annotation, molecular function: protein binding; zinc ion binding. The record is from RefSeq and is a predicted model, not a curated record. Lineage: Eukaryota; Oomycota; Peronosporomycetes; Peronosporales; Peronosporaceae. The coding region runs from base 1 to 5100 and encodes 1699 amino acids. The transcript is spliced from 11 exons.